AUGCAGCAGAAUAUUGCCAAGGGUAAGGUGUAUCCGGUCACUUCUUUCAUGAACGGAAUAUUUGGGGUUUCUAUCGGAACCACCUUUUUGAAUGUUGACAUUAUGAAGCGUACUUGCACAUGUAGGGGUUGGGAAAUGUUGGACAUCCCUUGUGAACAUGCGGCGACCGUUAUUCUUUCCAUCGGUCAGAAUGUUGUUGAUUUUGUUCAAGAUUGGUACAAAUUCCCAAUGCAAGAGCUGAUUUACUCGAGCUCCUUCUUCGGUAUAGAGACCCAUGACAUGCCAAUGGUCAAUAAUAAUGGUUUGGUUCAAUAUAUCACCGAUGAAGUUUUCCUCUCUCUUAACCCUCCCCAUACCAAGCGGUCUCCCGGAAAACCAAGAAAGAAGCACAUUGAGUCCCAAUUCCAAGAUAAACGGACUGUCUAUUGCUCAAGAUGUCAUACUUCCGGGCACAACAGUAAAACGUGCAAGAACCCUUUGUCUUAA
Molecule: messenger RNA, 486 nt
Organism: Vitis vinifera (wine grape)
Lineage: Eukaryota; Viridiplantae; Streptophyta; Magnoliopsida; Vitales; Vitaceae
Exons: 1
Coding region: 1-486 (161 amino acids)
Molecular function (GO): zinc ion binding
Source: RefSeq, a predicted model, not a curated record